Messenger RNA from Protopterus annectens (West African lungfish), 1459 nucleotides. RefSeq names its product Myb/SANT DNA binding domain containing 4 with coiled-coils (gene MSANTD4). Lineage: Eukaryota; Metazoa; Chordata; Ceratodontiformes; Protopteridae. The record is from RefSeq and is a predicted model, not a curated record. The coding region runs from base 102 to 1241 and encodes 379 amino acids. The transcript has 3 exons.
GUCUGGACACCCUGCAAAACAGAAAGGUGGAAAAGAACAGAAUUUCUUGCAAAAAGAAAGGCCCCCUUACAACCGCCAAAACGCCGUCCUUUAAUAUAAAAAUGAAACAAUUAAAACGAAAAAGAAAAAGUAAUUUUAGUGUCAAAGAAACUCAGACUCUACUUAAAGAAAUUCGCAAAAGAAGAGAUCUGCUUUUUUCUAAGCAGCAUAAUACAGCUAUUAAUGAGAUGAAGCGAAAAGCUUGGGAUGAGAUAGCAGAAUGUGUUAAUGCCCUUGGAGAAGGUGAACAACGCACAGGAACAGAAGUAAAACGGCGGUAUCUUGAUUGGAAGGUGCUUAUGAAGAGGAAGCGAUCUAAUGUAAAUGAAAGCUUAGCAGGCAAACGGUUCCCUAUUUCUACCUCUGAUGUGGAGGAGUCCAUGAAUGGAGACUUUGAUGAUGAAAUAAAUGGAUUUUCAAAUGGAUCUGUCUCUGAGUGGCAGGAUAUGCAUGAGUGUAAGGAUACAGGUGGAUCUUUAACAGAAAUUAAGGUGGAAGAAGAGGAUGAAGAUGUCCAUGGUGUAGAGGUCAGUCGUGUUGAAAUUGCACCUUGGAAGAAAUCUACCCCAGUUUGUCCAGAGCGUUCUAAAAGCACAACAUCUGGGAUUAAUUGCAGGGAUACAGAGUUUGAAAUUGAAGAAGAGGAUGAAAGUCUGUCUGCUGUUUUACCUUGCUCUAAGGGAGAUGAUGAACUUCCUGAAGGAUUUCCUCAGAUUGAAGAAUUUGGAACUUUAAGUUCCUCACAGGAACGCGCAGCAUAUGAGGAUUCUCAUAUACUUAUUUCUCUAGAGAAACAACGAUUAGAGCUAGAAAAGCAAAGAAUGGACAUAGAAGCUGAAAGGCUCAUUGUAGAAAAAGAACGGUUACAAAUUGAAAAAGAGAGGUUACGACACCUAGAUAUGGAAAAUGAAAGGCUGCAGUUGGAGAAGGAGCGUCUACAGAUUGAAAGAGAGAGGCUUAGGCUGUUACUGAGUCAGGCAGAUAAACCUGCUGAAAGCGAACAAGCACCAGCAGAAAAACCUGUUCUGCAGCCUGUUGACUUGGAAACAGAAAAACUGAAGCUUGAAAAAGAGCGCUUACAGUUGGAAAAAGAAAGGCUGCAAUUUUUAAAAUUUGAAACUGAAAAACUGCAGAUUGAGAAGGAGCGUUUGCAAGUUGAGAAAGAACGCCUUCGGAUCCAAAGAGAUGGACUUGCACCAUAACAUUUAUUCAGUGUUUAAACAGAUUUAAUCAGUCGUAGUCUAAAUAUUGUAUACGGUUUAAAAAAAUGCCAGUACUCUGGCAGUUAACACUAGACCAGAAUAACGAUUAGGACCUUGCUGAGAAGCCACUGUUGGUUUUCAUAGCUUGAUGGCUAGUACUUAUUUUGUACAUGCAUUAAAGAACUCAGUGCUAUGCUGAGGGAGGUGCUGAUUGACUA